GCCGACAUGUCAAAACAGGACAACUGGCGGCCAUCAAGGUCAUGGACGUCACUGAGGAUGAAGAGGAGGAGAUUAAACUGGAGAUUAACAUGCUGAAGAAGUACUCCCACCACAGAAACAUAGCUACCUACUAUGGGGCCUUCAUCAAGAAGAGCCCUCCAGGACACGAUGACCAGCUCUGGCUGGUGAUGGAGUUCUGUGGUGCAGGCUCCAUCACAGACCUGGUGAAGAACACCAAGGGCAACACCCUAAAGGAGGACUGGAUCGCCUACAUCUCCCGAGAGAUCCUGAGGGGUCUGGCUCACCUGCACGCCCAUCACGUGAUCCACCGUGACAUCAAGGGUCAGAAUGUGCUGCUGACGGAGAACGCAGAGGUCAAACUGGUGGACUUUGGUGUCAGUGCCCAACUGGACCGGACAGUGGGCCGCAGGAACACCUUCAUCGGCACGCCCUAUUGGAUGGCACCCGAGGUCAUCGCCUGUGACGAGAACCCAGAUGCUACCUACGAUUACCGAAGUGACUUGUGGUCUUGUGGAAUCACAGCCAUUGAGAUGGCGGAAGGAGCUCCUCCGCUGUGCGACAUGCACCCAAUGAGAGCGCUCUUCCUCAUCCCCAGAAACCCGCCUCCUCGACUCAAGUCCAAGAAAUGGUCCAAGAAGUUCUUCAGCUUCAUCGAGGGCUGCCUGGUGAAGAACUACACCCAGCGGCCCCCCACCGAGCAGCUCCUGAAGCAUCCGUAUAUCCGGGACCAGCCUAACGAGCGGCAGGUCCGCAUCCAGCUGAAGGACCACAUCGACCGCACGCGCAAGAAGAGGGGCGAGAAAGAUGAGACGGAAUAUGAGUACAGUGGCAGUGAGGAAGAGGAGGAAGAGGCUCAGGAGCAGGAGGGAGAGCCAAGCUCCAUCGUGAACGUGCCAGGUGAGUCCACCCUGCGCCGCGACUUCAUCCGCCUGCAGCAGGAGAACAAGGAGCGCUCGGAGGCGCUGCGCCGACAGCAGCUCCUGCAGGAGCAGCAGCUCAGGGAGCAGGAGGAGUACAAGCGCCAACUACUGGCCGAGAGGCAGAAGCGCAUCGAGCAGCAGAAGGAGCAGAGAAGGAGGCUGGAGGAGCAACAGCGGCGCGAGCGGGAGAUGAGGAGGCAGCAGGAGCGCGAGCAGCGCCGUCGGGAGCAGGAGGAGAAGAGACGUCUGGAGGAGAUGGAGCGCCGGCGCAAAGAAGAGGAGGAACGCAGGAGGGCGGAGGAUGAGAAGAGGAGAGCUGACCGCGAGCAGGAGUACAUCCGUCGUCAGCUGGAAGAGGAGCAGAGGCACCUGGAGAUCCUGCAGCAGCAGCUUCUUCAUGAGCAGGCCAUGCUACUGGAGUGCAAAUGGCGGGAGCUGGAGGAACAGCGUCAGGCCCAGAAGCUGCAGAGGCAGCUGCAGCUGGAGCAGACCUAUCUGCUAGCCCUCCACCAGCCUCCAGAGAAGACCCAAGCCACACAGCAACACAGUGGGGAGUCCCCUCAAGAUCCAGGCUUAGGGUCCACUCGGUGUCCGCAGAACCGAGAUGUGGAUAGGACCGGGUCCCAACCCGGCCUUGGGUCGGAUAAGAGCAAGGCCCCACCGAAAAUGACCCCGGAAAGAGCUAGAUCGUCGCAGAACCUAGAACCGGAGAAGACUAGGUCUUCACAUGUCGUGGACUGGGAGUGGCUGAGGAGCUUGGAGCAGGCCAAAGGUGCUGUGUCGCAAACCCAUGGACCUCAACGACCAAACUAUGAGCCAAUCAGAGAGGCCGACGAGAGGUAUCGCAAGAACAUCCAGGGUUCUCCCCAGGCUGCCCUGCCCAAGCAGCAGCCCCCAGUUCCCCCUCGCUCCUCGGAGUCCUUCUCCAACGGGAACCCCGCUGAGGCUCCAGCCAUGCACAGGCCCAUGGAGCCACAGGUCCAAUGGUCCCAGCGAGCGGCGCUAAAGAGCAACGCCGCCCCUCCCUCCGCCGUGUUGCGCUCGCCGUCCUUCAGCGAGCCGGUCGCUCCUAGCUUUGCACACCUCCACCUCCGCCCCCAGGACCCCCACCAUCACCACCGCCUCGCACAACCACCGCAGUCAUCUUCCCCGUCAUCCUCAUCGCCCGCACGCACUGACCCGCAGCCACACCCCCAGCCUAGGGCCACGCCGCAUGUGCCGGCCCCCUCAGACGAGGCCCCGCCCAGGGUUCCGGUGAGGACCACCUCAAGGUCUCCAGUGUUGACGCGUAGAGACUCCCCUCACCAAGGCAACGCCACGCCUAGCAACCAGCCUGGGCAACGGAACGCUAGCAGUGCUGCAGAGCCCCGUCUGCUGUGGGAGAGGGUGGAGAAGCUGACCCCCCGGGCCGGGCCGGGCAGCACCAGCACCAGCGGUAGUGGGGGCUCCAGCUCCUCCAGCUCCAGCGCCUCCAGCUCCCAGCCUGGCUCUCACACAGGCUCAGGGGAGAGGUUCAGGGCCCGCUCUUCCUCAAAGUCAGAGGGCUCGGCCCUCCAGCGCCCAGAGCUUGCUGGGAAAAAGCCAGAGGAGAGGAAGGACUUGGUCAGGCCUAAUCGACCGGCGGGAGAUGUGGACCUGACAGCCCUGGCCAAGGAGCUGCGUGCGGUGGAGGACGUGCGCCCCCCCCACAAGGUGACGGACUACUCCUCCUCCAGCGAGGACUCUGGGACUACCGAUGAAGACGACGAUGAAGAGGUGGACCAGGAGGGAGGGGAGGAGUCCACUUCCGGGCCAGAGGAUUCCCGUGCUGUCUCCUCCAGGCUGAGUAAUGGAGAGACGGAGUCAGUGAAGACCAUGAUCGUCCACGACGAGGGGGAGAGCGACGCCUCCAGCAAGCCCUCCAAAGACGGCACACUGAUCGUCCGACAGAGUGCAGGUGACAACAAAAAGCACCAGGUCCCCAUCCCUGGCCCCAUCCACAGCAGCCCUGGGGCCCCAGGGGGCCCCCCCAACCCUGGCUUUGUCCCCAGCCUGGGGCUAGUGAACCACCACACCCCUGGUGCCCCUCACCACCACCACCACCACCCCCCCACCGGCCCCCACUCCCACCACCACACCCCGGAACGGAACGGCUUUGCCGGUCGCAUCCACCUGCUGCCGGACCUGAUCCAGCAGAGCCACCACUCCUCCCCCUCCCCGUCCUCCUCCGCCUCCACCUCCCCCUCCUGCUCCAGCCUGGCCAGCCCCUCCUCCAUGUCCCCCCAGAGCCCCCUGGACAAGCUCACCCUGCUCAUGAGCCAGUCGGCCAGCAACACCAUGCAGAAACACAAGUCGUCCUCUUCCUUCACCCCCUUCAUCGACCCUCGCCUCCUGCAGGUGUCUCCCUCCACCGGCAGCGCCCUCAACAACGUGGGCUACGGGAACGACGCUCGGCUGGCGGAGGCUCUGAGGGCGGACGCGUCUCGUAAGGGCUCCGUGGUCAACGUGAACCCGGUCAACACGCGCCCUCAGAGCGAUACGCCCGAGAUCCGCAAGUACAAGAAGAGGUUCAACUCUGAGAUCCUGUGUGCAGCUCUCUGGGGAGUGAACCUGCUGGUGGGGACGGAGAGCGGUCUGAUGCUGCUGGACCGUAGUGGUCAGGGGAAGGUCUACCCUCUCAUCAGUCGACGACGCUUCCAGCAGAUGGACGUCCUGGAGGGCCUGAACGUCCUGGUCACCAUCUCAGGCAAGAAGAACAAGCUGCGCGUGUACUACCUGUCCUGGCUGAGGAACAAGAUCCUCCACAACGACCCGGAGGUGGAGAAGAAGCAGGGCUGGACCACCGUGGGGGACCUGGAGGGGUGUGUGCACUACAACGUUGUGAAAUAUGAAAGGAUCAAGUUCUUGGUCCUGGCUCUGAAGAACUCUGUGGAGGUCUAUGCCUGGGCUCCCAAACCGUACCACAAGUUCAUGGCCUUCAAGUCGUUCGGUGACCUGGUGCACAAGCCCCUGCUGGUGGACUUGACGGUGGAGGAAGGUCAGAGGUUGAAGGUCAUCUAUGGCUCGGUCUCGGGCUUCCAUGCUGUGGACGUGGACUCUGGAGCCGUCUAUGACAUCUACCUGCCCACACAUAUCCAGAACAGCAUCCAGUCCCACGCUAUCAUCAUCCUGCCCAACACAGACGGCAUCGAGCUGCUGGUGUGCUACGAGGACGAGGGCGUCUACGUCAACACGUACGGCCGCAUCACCAAGGACGUGGUGCUGCAGUGGGGCGAGAUGCCCACCUCCGUGGCCUACAUUCGCUCUAACCAGAUCAUGGGCUGGGGCGAGAAGGCCAUAGAGAUCCGCUCUGUGGAGACAGGUCACCUGGACGGGGUGUUCAUGCAUAAGAGGGCCCAGAGACUCAAGUUCCUGUGUGAGAGGAACGACAAGGUGUUCUUUGCCUCUGUGCGGUCUGGGGGAUCGAGCCAGGUGUACUUUAUGACCCUGGGGCGCACCAACCUGCUCAGCUGGUAAAGGCCACGCCCCCUCACCACACUGGAGCCACCCACACCGCCUUUUUAACUUUCAGCCAACGGACAACAGCCAACCACCUCUGACUUCACCCUACCAGCCUCCUGCUGGCUUGAAACCGGAUAUGAGAAUUGUACAAAAAAAUCUGAGAAAGAGAAAGAGAGAGAGAGAGAGAGAGAGAGAGAGAGAGAGAGAGAGAGAGAGAGAAAUGUGAAAAAAGGGGUGUGGUUUCCCCCCGUUAUUAAUAUGAUGUUUUGGUGCUUAUGGGAUCGUGGGCACAACAGGUUCUUUGGGGUCAUUGCCAUAGUGACUGCAUCGUGACCCUUUGCGUUGUCCUUUGCUCCUCACCCCUGUGUCGGGGCUGCAGCUCUUCUCCCUGCUACUGCUCUCUGUAUCUCUGCAUCUUUCAGGAGGCCCGCCCCCUGCCACGCCCACUUCACCUUCCGGGGAGGGACAAGGGGCGGGGCCUACAGUGUUAAUGCUACAGUAUGUAAAUGUUUUAUUCUGUUUGGUCCAAUCGCUGCUGACGGCAGGCUGAGUUUGAGGCUGUCAGUCAGGAAGGAGGCGGCGGAAGCAAGGGAAGCAAUGGCUAGGCUUGGCGCUGUCAUGACGAUGGCGGGUAGGAGGAGUCUAGGUAGCGUUACCGUAAGUUCGGUAGUAUACGAGGGGACCCAACGGAGGAGUGUGUAAAUGAGAUUAGGACAAGUGGAAUCAAGAGGACAGCUUUUUAACCAGAUGGACUUCAGAAUAGUAUUUUUUGAAUUAUUAUUCCCUAUGAUAAGUGUAACUAUGUGGAGUUAAACAUGUAUUUUACCUUGUUUUGAAAAAUUACGCAUACACAUAAAGUAGUCACAGUUUGCUUGCUUUUACGCCCAGCCCACUGAAACUGAUGUUUUUGAGGAGAAAAGGAGGGCAAGUUGGGUUUCAUCCAAACAAUGGUGUCUAUGUAUAAUAAAAAGUUCAUUCAAUCUCAUUGGUAGUGACAGUGGUCAUGUUUGUCAGUCCAUUUGUCAGACAUGACACCUCAGCCAAGCUGGACCCCAUCAGCGGAGCUCUGGCCCGAGGCGUUAGCACAGCUGUGAAUAGAUGGAUAUAAGUAAACGUGUCGGAGGAGACAGGGAGGGGAUGGUGUGUGUGGAUGUGGAUGUACAUAGACCUACAGGCAGGAGAGUCGAAGAUGUGGAUGUCGUUGUUUGUAGCGGGAAGGUAACACAUGGUCAGCAACAUUCAGUAGUUCAACAGAUAGGUGGUGAUGUUUGUUUUUUGGUUGAGAUUUUAACGAUUUCUUUUCAUUGUACGUUUUAAUGAAUGCAACGCACUAAGUGUCAGGAAUGUAGAAUGACAUAAAUUGUUUGGUGGUCUAAGGCAUGACGCAUUUUUGUUACUUGGUUCCUUGUCACGGGUGAUCUAUUUUGAUGUUCAAUUUCAAGUAUUUGGAAAAUUCUUCUUCUUUUUUUGUUGUUUAUAAAAAGAUUCUACCCUUGCGGCUCUCCCAAUGUAAACUGUACUUUGGGAGCGUUCACCAGAGUGGGAAGCAGCUUUGACACUUUUCUAAGCCUGCGGUUCUGUGAGGACUUCUCACAGCAGCCUAUGAAGCUCUUCACAGGACCCGGGCCUAGACCUGGCCUAACCUUAGACCUAGUUUAACACAAGGUUAAGGUUUAAUAACCAGUAUAUGAGCUCCUUCUACUCCUUCUGCAGUACAGUGCGUAAAUGGAAGGUUUUAACAAUCGAAAUGAUAGAUGCUGAGUUCGCUGAGGACCGCUGGGCCUGUGGUAUCGUCACAGUGCUCUGGCGUAGAAAGACCCACUUUUAUGGGCAGGAGCUGUUUUGUUCACCGUGUGGUAGUCUGUAUAUGUUAAGACUAUUAACAAAACUGUCCCAGCACCCCUCCGUAUUCCUGACCCUGUCUACAGUACGCCAACUGACUCUUUUCCUGACAUGGAGUUUUUCCUACAUUUCCCAGGAAGCACUGUGACUGUGUUUCCAUGGUGAUGGGUUAUACCAAUGUCCCUUUUAGGGGGAGGGGCUGGUAAGUGAUGAGACAUCAUCUGAACCCAGUGGUGGACCUUCACUGACCGGAAAUGGGUGUUUCUAGAAGCAUAGGAGUCAGUGUAUAGAGUAUGUAAAGCUGUUUGUCAACUUUUAGUUUUUGUUAUCAAUGGCUAAGCAGUCAGAGUGGUGGACCCUAUGCUGUUCUGUCUGAGCUCGUUGUGCUAGUCUCCAGAGAUAAUCCACUCUGUCAUUGUCAUUGCAUCAAGACCUUUAGGCGUGGAAUAUAUAACUUUAUUCACAAAUUGUGGCUAUUGAUAUUCUUAUUAACUGACAAAACCGUCAAAAAAGCAGUUGCUUGUUGACAGAAAGUUGAAGAUGUGACAAGAUGGCAACAUUAUUUAAAGUGUAAACAUGAUUAGAAACCACUACAUCAAAAUACAUUUUUAAGAUCUCACUUGAAGCUUUGUGUAUUCUUAAGUUUUAGACUUAGUUGAGAAGCUUAACGAUAGUUUUCAGUUGUUUCUGGAAGAUUACUUACUUGUAAUUAAGCGACUGCAGUGGUUUUAAUCUAAUGAUCACCUUAUGUGGAUGUUAUGUUUACAGAGUCAAUGUUUUGAUACACUAAUGUGUAUCAUGAUAUUUAUGUUUUACUCAAAAAGCUACUUUUUGUUCAAAUUUUUUUCCUGCAUUUUGUUUUUGUUUGCCUGUUUUGUAUAAAACAUCCUAGUUUCAUUCAAAUAACAAACUCACAAGGAUUAAGAAUACACAAUUCCGAUGACUUAAGAGUGUUGCCACAGUGUCGUGGCGGCAUUGUGAGGCUGUUACCUACAGCGUUGAUUGCAGGUGUUAUCUCUCCAGUGUUUCUGCUACUCUAGCACACGUCCUCUCCGUGUAUGACAGGAAGUCCCUAUGUGUAUGACAGGAAGUCGCUAUGUGUAUGACAGGAGGUCCUGCAUUUUCCUGAAGGUCUUUUUUCUUUGAAUAAACUCUAAAGUAAUUUAAACCUC
Hypomesus transpacificus is the source of this 7435-nucleotide messenger RNA. RefSeq names its product mitogen-activated protein kinase kinase kinase kinase 4-like. Gene Ontology annotation, biological process: protein phosphorylation. The record is from RefSeq and is a predicted model, not a curated record. The coding region runs from base 42 to 4436 and encodes 1464 amino acids. NCBI's taxonomy places the organism in Eukaryota, Metazoa, Chordata, Actinopteri, Osmeriformes, Osmeridae. Gene Ontology annotation, molecular function: protein kinase activity; ATP binding. The transcript is spliced from 31 exons.